AAUAAAGUUGCAUUCAAAAUGACCUUCCUGUCAUCAUCCGGGUCCCUGGACAUAUCCCGCUACGCAUGCGCACUCUGUCACUGUGGUUCGACCUCUGCAGUCGAGAGACCCGGGCUUCAACCAGAUUCGACCGAACCGGUUAAAAACUACUUGAAGUAGAAAAUGUACGCCUGUGCAAAGUUCGUUUCCUCGCCGGCUCUGGUCCGUGCUGGUUCCCGGGCUCUUUAUAGACCCCUGUCUGCCUCUGUGCUGUCCAGGCCUGAGGUCAAAACAGAGAGCACUGUUGCUGUGAUGCCACAGAGCCCCCUCGCUCAGGUCACACUGAGGGGCUUCCAGACAAGCGCAGUGAGCCGGGACAUUGACACCGCCGCCAAGUUUAUCGGUGCCGGAGCCGCCACAGUCGGUGUUGCCGGAUCUGGUGCUGGAAUCGGGACCGUGUUCGGCAGUCUGAUCAUUGGCUAUGCUAGAAACCCAUCUCUGAAGCAGCAGCUGUUCUCCUAUGCCAUCCUGGGAUUUGCCCUGUCUGAAGCCAUGGGACUGUUCUGUUUGAUGGUCGCUUUCCUGAUCCUGUUUGCUAUGUAAAACUCUGCUGUCCAACUUUCAUUACAGAUGUGACUACAC
Molecule: messenger RNA, 621 nt
Organism: Hippocampus comes (tiger tail seahorse)
Lineage: Eukaryota; Metazoa; Chordata; Actinopteri; Syngnathiformes; Syngnathidae
Gene: atp5mc3a
Product: ATP synthase membrane subunit c locus 3a
Exons: 5
Coding region: 163-582 (139 amino acids)
Biological process (GO): proton transmembrane transport; proton motive force-driven ATP synthesis
Molecular function (GO): proton transmembrane transporter activity
Source: RefSeq, a predicted model, not a curated record